AGGUUGAAUUGUUUUCCUUUUAGUGUUUAUCAUUUUCCUCUGUGAAUGUUUUGCUCUUUAAUUGUUCCUUAAAUUGUUCCAUUAUUUUGUUAUUAUAGAAUUUUAAUUAUUCCUAAUUAUGGCUACAUCAACACUAAAAAUUGUUCGACUUGCUCCAGCCUUAACUCGUAGUUAUAAUUUGGAAGCUUUGAAAAAGGUUUAUGAUCAAACGCGACCAGCAUUGAAAAUCGGGUCUCAUACUAAGGUUAUUUGCCAAGGUUUCACCGGUAAACAAGGUACUUUUCAUAGUAAACAAGCAAUCGAAUAUGGUACAAAGGUUGUUGGCGGUGUUUCUCCAGGAAAAGGUGGUAAAACUCACCUUGACCUUCCCGUUUUCAGCACCUUAACAGAGGCAAUGAAAGAGACUGGAUGUAAUGCCUCUGUCAUCUAUGUUCCAGCUCCUGGAGCUGCUAAGGCCAUUAUGGAGGCCAUUGAAGCUGAAAUUCCUCUAGUUGUUUGUAUUACCGAGGGAAUACCUCAAUUGGAUAUGGUACGAGUUAAACACGCUCUCAUCAGACAGAACAAGACUCGACUUAUUGGCCCUAACUGUCCUGGUAUAAUUAAACCAGGUGAAUGUAAAAUCGGUAUAAUGCCAGGUCAUAUUCACCAACGAGGUAAAAUUGGUAUUGUCUCUCGAUCGGGUACUUUAACCUACGAAGCAGUUCACCAGACAACCCAAGUUGGUUUAGGUCAAUCUCUUUGUAUUGGUAUUGGUGGUGAUCCUUUCAAUGGAACUGAUUUUAUUGAUUGUCUGGAGGUUUUCCUCAAUGAUCCUGAAACAAAAGGUAUCAUUUUAAUCGGUGAGAUUGGUGGACAAGCGGAAGAACAGGCAGCCGAGUAUUUGAAAGAGCACAAUUCGGGCUCUAAUUCCAAGCCUGUUGUCUCCUUUAUCGCUGGUCUAACCGCUCCACCAGGUCGUCGUAUGGGCCACGCUGGAGCCAUUAUCUCAGGCGGUAAGGGUGGAGCUCAGGCUAAAAUUGAAGCCCUUCAAUCAGCUGGUGUUGCGGUUACCCGAUCACCGGCUAAAAUGGGAGCAUUUAUGCUUGAAGAGAUGAAAAAGCGAGGCUUAGCAUAGAGUGGAUUAUAUUAAUAUAAACACACAUUAUUAACUUUUCCAACAGAAAAGCUAAUUUUAUCAACCAAAUAUAUUAUCAAUUCUAAUUAAUUACACAGCAAAUUAUAUGUGAGUUAUAUAUUGUUGCGAGAAUGGUUUAAUUUUUGUUUCUCUUCCUCCUUUUCUCAAUCUCUCAUUUGAAUAAUGUUUUUUCCUUUAAAAUGAAUUUGAAAGAUGGAAAGAAAAAUAUUUAAAAGAAUAUAUUUCAAUAUUCAA
Molecule: messenger RNA, 1369 nt
Organism: Panonychus citri (citrus red mite)
Lineage: Eukaryota; Metazoa; Arthropoda; Arachnida; Trombidiformes; Tetranychidae
Gene: Scsalpha1
Product: succinate--CoA ligase [ADP/GDP-forming] subunit alpha, mitochondrial-like
Exons: 4
Coding region: 119-1114 (331 amino acids)
Biological process (GO): tricarboxylic acid cycle
Cellular component (GO): mitochondrion; succinate-CoA ligase complex (ADP-forming)
Molecular function (GO): succinate-CoA ligase (ADP-forming) activity; succinate-CoA ligase (GDP-forming) activity
Source: RefSeq, a predicted model, not a curated record